GGAGCCCAGGAUACGACUCUACGAAAGCCGUUCAUCCUUUGAAGUUUGAGCUGCUAUCCAGCGGCAGAGAGCUCAGGCAAAACGAAAAUGGCGGCCGCCAUAUCCGCAUCCUUCUUCUCUCCUCAAGCUCUAGCUCGCUCCAGAACAGGAACCCCUAGCCGCGGCAACUCAACGAACAGGAAUUCCUCCAAGAACGCCAACUUCAAUCGCACUUCCAAAUUGAAGCCUCAGAGGUCCACUUACAAGUCCCCUCCCGAACCGGUAUCCACUUCUGGCACCGGCGGCGACGCCACCACCUACACUUGCCUUCCCGUCCGGGAAGACUUCUCCCUCCCUUCCUUCGCUUCCGCUCCAUAUUCCGCCGCGGAGGUUCGCCUCUCCGAUUUAGGCGCGGCGGAGAAUCGUAAGGAGAGCGGCGGAAUUCGCAGUUCAAGCAAAGUAGAAGAAGAGAUUGAAGAAGUAGAGGAAGAAGGAGCGGCGGAGAAUCGUAAGGAGAGCGGCGGAAUUCGCAGUUCAAGCAAGGUAGAGGAGGCUGAAGAAGAGGAAGAGGAGGAAGAAGGCGUCGAUUACAGCCGGUAUGAAUUGUACGAGGUCGGCUCCGAUGGGGAAGAAGGCGAGGAUGAUUACGAUUGCGACAGUGGCGAUGAGGAGGAAGAGGAGAUAGAUGGAAGCGACGGUCGAACCUACCAGGUGUUGGAGCAAUUCGCCAGCGGAGACGGAACUCUGGACGAUUCUGAUGCGGAGGAGGAAGAAGAAGAAGGAGAUGAAAGCGAUAGCUCCGCCGGUCGAUCGUACCAGGUGUUGGAGGAGUUCGCCGGCGGAGGCGGGAGAACGUUGAAGGAUGGUUUCAAUUUGGAUGAGAACGAGGAAGAAGAUGACGUUAAGGAGAAGGGAGUACCGGCGGUGAUGCGGUGCUUCGACAGGGCUAAAGUUUUCGUGAAAGCCGGAGACGGUGGCAACGGCGUGGUGGCUUUCCGCCGUGAGAAAUUCGUGCCGUUGGGAGGUCCGUCGGGAGGGGACGGAGGAAGAGGAGGCAAUAUCUACUUAGAAGUGGACGGUUCCAUGAACUCGCUGUUGCCGUUUCGAAACAAGAUCCAUUUCAGGGCCGGGAGAGGUUCACACGGGCAAGGAUCAAUGAUGAAUGGGGCUAAAGGAGAAGACGUGGUGGUGAAGGUAGCUCCAGGGACUGUGGUUCGAGAAGCCGGACGAGACGAAGUUCUGCUGGAGCUCUUGUAUCCUGGCCAACGGGCUCUGCUGUUGCCUGGUGGGAGAGGUGGGAGAGGGAAUACUGCAUUUAAGUGUGGGAGCAACAAGGUACCCAGGAUUGCAGAGAAUGGAGAAGAAGGCACUGAAAUGUGGAUAGAGCUGGAGCUAAAACUGGUUGCAGAUGUGGGAAUAGUUGGUGCACCAAAUGCUGGGAAAAGCACGCUAUUAAGCGUGGUUAGUGCAGCACAACCAGCAAUAGCAAACUACCCUUUCACAACAUUACUUCCGAAUCUCGGUGUGGUUUCAUUCGAUUAUGAUUCCACCAUGGUGGUGGCAGACCUUCCAGGUUUGCUUGAAGGAGCACACAGAGGUUUCGGCUUAGGGCACGAAUUCCUGCGGCACACUGAAAGAUGUUCUGCGCUGAUACACGUUGUUGAUGGGUCGUUACCGCAGCCAGAUCUCGAGUUUGAGGCCGUACGUCUUGAGCUGGAAAUGUUUAGUCCUGAAAUUGAAGAGAAGCCAUUUAUUGUUGCCUAUAACAAAAUGGACCUUCCAGAAGCUUAUGAGAAUUGGCCCACUUUCAGAAAACAGCUACAAGCUCGUGGGAUUGAGCCAUUUUGCAUGAGUGCUGUGACCAGAGAGGGAACUCGUGAAGUGAUCUCUGCUGCUUACGAGCUUCUACAGAAGAAUAAAAAAACUGAAACGGAGUUUGAAGGUCGGAAAGAUCCCGAGAACUUGAACCAUGUGGCUGACAUGGUGAGGAAGCAGCAAAGAGCACCGAUCAAUGACUUUGAGAUCUCGUACGAGAACGAGUCCAAGACUUGGCACGUGACUGGGUCCGGGUUACAACGAUUUGUUCAGAUGACGAAUUGGCGAUACAUGGAUUCUGAAAGGAGAUUUCAGCAUGUCCUGGAGGCCUGCGGAGUAAAUAAGGCGCUGUUGAAGAGGGGCGUCAAGGAAGGAGACACAGUGAUCGUCGGAGAGGUUUGUACAGGCUACCCGGCCACUCAUCCCAUUUUCCAACUCAGGUCCAUCGAACUUGAAGAAGCGCUUUGUGGAGUCGGCCAGAUGGCCUCAAUGGACUUGAACCAUAUCCUUUUCGCGGCGACGUUGCUGUUUGCUAGUACCGUCUACCAGCAAUGUGACUCUCCAAGGCAAUGCAGGCGGCAGCAGCAGCAGCAGCAGCUUGAAGUUCAUAUUUGCAGGAAGCACCGAAAGCUAACUACUCCGAUAAAGGAGAGUACUGGAGAUGAAAUGGGUUGUUGUGAUUGUAUAAUUUAAUUAUCUAUCAUCUCUUUGUUAUGCCGGGAACUUCAGAUUUGUUGUAGAGUAUGGUAAAAAAUCCUAUCAAUAAAAACAGUUAAUGCAGUAUUCUUAUCUUCAUAAACUACCAGACAUUAGAAAAUCAACCAAAGUUAAUAAGAGGAAUUAAUA
Molecule: messenger RNA, 2640 nt
Organism: Linum tenue
Lineage: Eukaryota; Viridiplantae; Streptophyta; Magnoliopsida; Malpighiales; Linaceae
Source: the annotation of a GenBank genome assembly